Molecule: messenger RNA, 1216 nt
Organism: Cydia splendana
Lineage: Eukaryota; Metazoa; Arthropoda; Insecta; Lepidoptera; Tortricidae
Product: putative odorant receptor 85d
Exons: 7
Coding region: 20-1168 (382 amino acids)
Biological process (GO): sensory perception of smell; detection of chemical stimulus involved in sensory perception of smell
Cellular component (GO): plasma membrane
Molecular function (GO): olfactory receptor activity; odorant binding
Source: RefSeq, a predicted model, not a curated record
UUACGAAGGCGGCAUCGCCAUGAGUACCCCCACAUUCGACGAUGUGUUCCGGCAAAUCAGGAUCAACUUGUCAGUCAUGGGCAUCCAGGAAGAUAAAUCAAGGAUUGGGGUGACGUUUUACAUCUUUUACGUCAUGCUCUUUACAAUGGUCUCAUCAGAAGUUGUGUUCUUUAUCGUUAAUAUGGCACCGGAAAAUUUCCUCGAAUUGACUGGCCUAGCUCCGUGCAUCUGUGUCGGUAUCUUAUCACUUUUGAAAAUAGCUGCUUUAGCAUGGAAGAAAGAAACAGUUUUCUCUUUGGCUGACAAACUGGAAAGGCUUAGUACAGAAAACUUGAACGACCCUGUUAAGACGGACAUUGUGAGUCCUGACAUAAAUCUGUUGAAAACUCUCAUCAAUUACUACUUCGUCCUAAACGCCGUGCUGAUUUGCGUGUAUAACUUUUCAACACCAUUCUAUAUUUUGUAUCAUUACCUUAAGAAUUAUGAAGAGAUUUUUAUCUUGCCGUACGCCGUCAUUAUGCCAUUUUCUACCGAAACGUGGCCGGCGUGGACAUUUGUUUAUUUAUUUUCAGUAAUAUGUGGUUUCAUCUGUGUAUUAUUUUUCACUGCCGUGGAUGCGCUGUACUUUACUUUGACGUCUUAUGUGUGCACAAUCUUCGCCGUCCUAAGCAACGAAAUAAUAUGUCUAAACCAACCUACAGGUGAUAUGUUAGACCAGAUAAUAAAAAAACAUCAAAAUGUUCUUGAAUUAGCGGAAGAUUUGGAGGAUAUCUUUACUUUACCUAAUUUUUUCAACGUACUGGUGGGAUCGGUAGAAAUAUGCGCUCUUGGGUUCAACUUAAUGAUAGGUGAUUGGAACAAUGUCCCUGGCUGUAUGCUCUUCAUUGUAUCAGUUCUCUUUCAACUAUUUAUGAUGAGCGUAUUCGGGGAAAAAAUAAUUGGAGCGAGCAUUAAAGUUGGCGAGUCGGCGUUUUUAUGCAACUGGUAUAAGAUGAAUCAGAAAACGCAGAAAGUUCUGCUGAUGCUAAUGAUCAGGACUCGUAAACCUACACGCCUGACUGCGUUUAAAUAUUCUGUCAUUUGCUAUGAAGGAUUUACUAAAAUAAUCAGUAACUCCUGGUCAUACUUCACAAUUCUACGAACAGUGUAUUCACCAGAAGAGCAAUAGAAACACGUUUAGAUUCAUGUUAACAACUACCAAAUAUUAAAGAAUGUA